Molecule: messenger RNA, 4566 nt
Organism: Chelonoidis abingdonii (Abingdon island giant tortoise)
Lineage: Eukaryota; Metazoa; Chordata; Testudines; Testudinidae
Gene: PACS2
Product: phosphofurin acidic cluster sorting protein 2
Biological process (GO): protein localization to plasma membrane
Molecular function (GO): transmembrane transporter binding
Source: RefSeq, a predicted model, not a curated record
CUGCAGGCGGCUACCGGCUCCGCUGCGGGAGCGAGGCGGCUGCGGCGAUGGCGGCGGAACGGGGCCGCCUGAGCUUCCCGGGCGGCGCCGGGGUGUUGAGCCGCCCAGUGCCCAUGAACCUAUUCGCCACCUGGGAGAUCGACGGCUCCAGCCCCAGCUGCGUCCCCAGGUUGUGUACCUUGACUUUAAAGAAACUGGUUGUCUUAAAGGAAUUGGAUAAGGAGCUCAUUUCUGUGGUUAUUGCAGUCAAAAUGCAGGGCUCGAAGCGAAUACUACGGUCUCAUGAAAUUGUGCUGCCACCAAGCGGACAUGUGGAAACCGAACUUGCACUAACUUUUUCACUACAGUAUCCUCACUUCUUGAAAAGAGAAGGCAACAAGCUUCAGAUCAUGCUGCAAAGGAGGAAGCGAUACAAAAACCGAAUGAUUCUGGGCUACAAGACUUUAGCAGUGGGCUCCAUCAACAUGGCUGAGGUGAUGCAGCAUCCGACUGAAGGAGGCCAGGUUCUGAGCCUUUUCAGUAACAUCAAGGAAACCACGGCCAAAGUAGCAGAGAUCUGGAUCUUCUCACUGUCUAGUCAGCCAAUAGACCACGAAGACAGCACCAUGCAGCCUAGCCAGAAGAUCAAGUCCACAGAUAACUAUUCUGAAGAAGAGUAUGAGAGCUUCUCUUCUGAGCAGGAAGCCAGUGAUGAUGCUGUCCAUGGACAGGAUUUGGACGAUGAUGACUAUGAGCUGGGCAAGCCAAAGAAACAGCGGAGAUCGAUAGUAAGAACGACGUCCAUAACCAGGCAACAAAACUUCAAGCAGAAAGUGGUGGCGUUGCUGAGAAGGUUUAAAGUAUCUGAUGAGGUUCUGGAUUCAGAGCAGGACCCAGCAGAGCAUGUGCCAGAAGUGGAGGAAGACUUGGACCUUCUGUACGAUACAUUGGAUAUAGACAACCCCAGUGACAGUGGCCCUGAAAUGGAAGAUGACGACAGUGUCCUCAGCACUCCUAAACCAAAGUUAAAGCCGUAUUUUGAAGGCCUGUCACAUUCCAGCUCUCAGACAGAAGUUGGUAGCAUCCACAGCAUCAGAAGCCAAAGAGAGCCAUCAAGUCCUGUAGAAGUGCCUGAAAAGACGAAGAGCCUUGGAAGCAAACAUCCAGGUGACAGUAUCUCCGACACUGUGUCUUACGAGCCUAGCCAGCAAGACUCCCAGGAAGCAGAACUCUGCACACUGGAUGUGUUCAUUGAGAAGCUCCCACCAAGUGGAAAAAUCACCAAGACAGAAUCUCUCAUUAUUCCUUCCACCAGCAGGCCAGAAGGGAAGCAAACUGGUCGCCGUGGCAGAAGCACUUCACUGAAGGAAAGGCAGCCAGCAAGGCCACAGAAUGAGAGGGCAAACAGUCUGGACAAUGAGCGCUCUCCAGACACCAGGCACCACCUGCAGAUUCCAAGGAAAACUGUAUACGAUCAGUUGAAUCACAUCCUGAUUUCUGAUGACCAGCUACCAGAAAAUAUUAUUCUUGUCAAUACUUCGGACUGGCAGGGCCAGUUUCUCUCAGAUGUCUUGCAAAAACAUACCCUCCCUGUGGUCUGUACAUGCUCUUCUGCUGAUGUGCAGGCGGCUUUCAGUACAAUUGUCUCCAGGAUACAGAGAUACUGUAACUGCAAUUCUCAGCCUCCAAACCCCAUUAAAAUUGCAGUGGCUGGAGCCCAGAAUUACCUCAGUGCUGUGUUGAGGCUCUUUGUAGAACAGCUGUCUCACAAAACCCCGGACUGGCUCAGCUACAUGAGAUUUUUGAUCAUCCCACUAGGUUCUCAUCCAGUGGCGAAGUACCUAGGCUCUGUAGAUUACAGGUACAACAACUUCUUCCAAGACUUAGCCUGGAGAGAUUUGUUUAAUAAACUUGAAGCACAGACCAGUGUUCAGGAAACACCAGAUAUUGUCUCCAGAAUAACCCAGUAUAUAGCCGGGGCAAACUGUGCACACCAGUUGCCUAUUGCAGAAGCAAUGUUGACAUACAAACAGAAAAGCCCUGAUGAAGAAUCAUCCCAGAAGUUCAUUCCCUUUGUUGGGGUGGUAAAGGUUGGAAUAGUGGAACAGUCCUCAGCAACAUCAGGUGAUUCCGAUGAUGCAGCUCCCUCUAGUUCCAGUGUCCUUUCCUCUACCCCGCCUUCUGUGUCUCCUGCUGUGAAGGAAGCUUCCCCCACCCCACCUUCCUCGCCGUCUGUCACGGGCAGCUUCUCUUCCUCCAGCCAGACUGUUGGUGCUGAGCUGAUGGGACUGCAGGUGGAUUACUGGAUUGCAGCUCAGCCCAUGGAGAAGAAGAGAGACCCAGAAAAGAAGGACCCUUCCACUGCCAAAAACACACUCAAAUGCACUUUCCGGUCUCUCCAGGUCAGCAGGUUACCCACGAGUGGGGAGACCACCAGCACUCCAACGAUGUCAAUGACAGUUGUGACAAAGGAAAAGAACAAAAAGGUGAUGUUUUUGCCCAAGAAAACAAAAGACAAGGAGAUUGAGUCUAAGAGUCAAUGCAUUGAAGGAAUUAGUAGAUUGAUUUGCACAGCAAAACAUCAGCAGAAUAUGCUGCGGGUCCUAAUUGAUGGCGUAGAGUGGAACGAUGUGAAGUUCUUUCAGCUGGCAGCACAGUGGUCCUCCCGUGUCAAGCACUUUCCCAUCUGCAUAUUCGGACACUCCAAACCUAACUUCUAACCGCUUUCAGCAGGGCGGCUUUCUGCCUGUAUGGAGACUGCACACCCAGGAGCCAGGAAUCUGAGUGCCAACUCUGACUCAAGUCUGCUUGCUCUCUCCUGCAGAUUACUUACAGAUGCAUCUGGAUUACUUCUGCAUUACUUUUUUCUAUUAAUUCUUAAGUUUACUACAAGGGAAGGAAAUCCCUUGAAUAAAGCAAAAACCAGUCUUAAGUAGAAAUGUACCGAUAACAUGGAAAUUACUGGGAGAACCUCCAGAACUGGGGUGACCUGCCGAAGAACUUAAGAGCAGAUAGCUGGAUAACUGCACUGCUUAUUAACCUGAAACCUCCUGGGUGUGUUUGCGGCUGAGUGUUCUGGAUUGGGCCUGAAUGGUUUUUGAGGGGCAAGUGGGAGGUAGCGGGAGAAUUAAGUGUUUAACUCUUCCGCUCCCCCCUCCCCACCACCACCACCCUGACUUCACAUGAAGAAAGUAGAGCCUGGUUCAUCACCAGAUAGUUCAGAUACCAAGAAUGUGAAAUACAUUGCGCUGUCUGCCAAAAACCAAGCUAAUAACUGAGGGAAACCCCAGGAUUCUCCACAGGUGAAGAAAUGCCAGAGGGUCAUUGUUUUAAGGCCAGCUACUGAAAUAAGCAGGCAUGUUCACUCUCAUGCCUGAUUCAGGUUGGGCAGAGACUGAAAUACAAAGUAUGAAAUGUCUGUCUGAGGAAUCCCAUUGCUCCAAGUCCAUCCCAAUAACCCAACCAAGCCAGUCACAACACCCCUGGAGCUGGAUUUGAAGGACACCAGUUCAGUGGGGUUGUUGCUAUUUAGAUUUUCACACAGAUUAUGUACAUCAAUAAAACCUUGCCUGGGCUCUCAAGAGAAUGGAUUUUUACAGGUGCAGAUUUUUUUUAAUGCUUUUAAAAAAGAUUAAGUUGCUAAAAAAAGAUAACAGGAAAGAUGAGCUGCUGUCUAAUGAGUCAGGCAUUAGUGUACUGGCUAGUUCCUGUGCCCCUUGGGCCCUUACACAUGAGCAGCUGCAUUUUACACCAGCUACAUGCACACCCGCACAGCAAAAGCGCAUGUGCAUGUGAAAGCACAUACAAUACCAACUCGCAGCAAAUGUGCCACCUGCAUACGUACAUCUUCUAGGCAGUGUGUACAAGGUUCCCCGCAACACUCCAGAUGGGAAUCCCUUGUUUGGGGGCCCCCUCCAGCCAUGCAAGGAUCUGCUGCUGCUAUUUCUGAGGCAGGAGGCCAGGUAGCAAAGCCAGCUCUGAAAGCAGAGACAGAGAACUUCAGCUUGUCUGGACUGCGCUGGAAUGCCUCAUGCACGGAUUGUGUCAUCUGAGGGGUCUCUCAACUAUUCUAGUUCUUUGACUCCAGCACAAUGCACUGUUAGCCAGUUGGGCCAUGUGCCAGCUUAGGAUCCAUCCUCCCAGGGGCCGAGGGGCCUGCCACAGAAAAUGAGGGUGGAGGAGUCACUCAGUGCCCCUGUACUUCCUGCAGCUAGCAGAACCCACCAUUCAGGGAUUAAGGAUUUGCUGUGCAAAACCAGCCAGUGCCUGUGUGAAAUGCACUGGCCACUAUAGCCCUGCCCCUGAGCACUACUGCAGCUUACGAGUGGGAAGCUGUAAGCUAUGUACUGUAUGUUCUCCCUUCCCCCUCACCUAAAAUAUCACUGUGCCAGCCCAUUCCCAGGGUAUUCUAAAGCAGCCUGAAUGUUGCUCUGAUUUACAAUGUCAGUAGCCCUACAGGGCUGCGUCAGCAGCAUGGGAUCUCUGGAGCCAAAGGAGGCUCACCUACAGCUUUCCCCAUGCCUCCCACUCUCAUUGGUAGCUGGGUGUGUGGAUGGUGUAGGAGCUACUACAGCAACUCUCCUUUAG